AUGGCAGGGCGGCGCGGGCCGCUGCUGCCGAUCCCCGCCGAGGUGCCAGAGGACUUCGCCCUGGGCGCGCUCGGGCCCUCGACGCCCCUCGUAGCGCACCCGGGGCUCGGUGCGACGCCCGAGGAGGCCGGCGGGAGACUGUCGGCGGCAGGCCUCGGCUCGGUGCCCGCUUGGUGCCGCCCCGUCGCGGCGCUCUCCACCGGCGAGCGGAGCCGGGCAGAGUGCGCGCUGCUGCUGGGGGACGGGGCGCUGCUGGACGACUUCGGCGCGUUCACGGCCGCAGGGCAGGCGCGGGGCAUGGCCGCGGCCCUGUCGCGCUUCGUGGCGGCCCAGGGGCUGCGGCGAGUGGUGGUCGCGACGGUGCAGGAGGAGCUCGUGCCCUGGCUGUCGCCAGACUGGGUGUGGCUGCCGGGGCACGGCGCGGACACGCAGCGCUGCCUGCACCGGAGCGGGGCGCCCAGGCUUCGGCCUUCUGUGAGCUUCUGGCCCGCCCAGGACCGCGAGGGUGCCGUGGCAUGCCGCCCCGCGCCGCUGGGCGACCACUUCGUGAGAAGCACCCCUUGCGGCUGGACGUCGGCCAGCUGCGCCGUGGAGGGGCACCCUGCGCUGGAGUCAAUCGAGCGUCAGUUCGACUACCGCACGAAGCUAGUGCAGGCCGUGCGCUUGCCCGAGCUGCCCGCGCGCCUGUACGCUGCUGGCGCGGCUUUCUCCGUCGGAGUGUUGGCCGGGCCAUCCGGGACAGGAAAGACCACGGCGCUCCGCGCGUUCGGCUCUGGCGGGCCCCCUCUGGAUGGCAGCCUCGCUGUGGGUCAGCAGGGCUGCGCGGCAGCUGCCGUGUGCCCCGGAGACCCCAGGCUCGGUGCCCGUCUUCUGGGCCUCCUCGGGCUCGCCCCCAGCGCGGCCGAGCGCGGCCUCGCGUCGCUGAGCGACGGUGAGGGGCAUCUGUGCCGUGUGGCGGCAGCGCUCUGUGGUGCUCCGGGCGGCCUCGCAGUCGUGGACGAGUUUGGCUCGCGCUUGGACCGCGGCUCCCGGCUGCGCCUCUGCCGCGGCACACGGAGGGCUCUCGCAGGAGAGGCCGGCGGCGCAGUCGCGGCCAGGCUCGUCGCUGCUACCGUGCACCUGGAGGUGGCGGCGUGGCUGUGCGCAGACUGGUGCCUCGACACGGGCUCCAAUGUAUUGUGGGAGGCUGAGUGCCCAGGCGACCGUGCCGCGCCGAUGGCAUCGCAGCAGGCGGCGGUGGCCUCUGCGGGCGUUGGCUGCAAGGACCCGCUCUUCGCGCGGCCCGAGGUCGUCCUGGACGUGGCCUGGCUGGAUCCUGGCCAGGCGCGCGCCUCGUGGAGGCUUUUCGCCAGGCACCACUACCUCAGCGGCGAGCUGAGUCCAGCGGCGGAGUGCUGCGAGGCCCGCUGGGGGGGCCAGCCCGUUGCGUUCGCGGCGGUGCUGCCGCGUCAAGGCGCGGAAGGAGCCCCUGGCGUGCGCGAGCACCGCCUGGUGUGCCUGCCGGAUUUUCAGGGGCUGGGCAUCGGUCUGGGCUUGUCCGAAUUCCUCGGCCAGCGUGCGCUGUCGGCCGGCUUCUUCGGGGCCGCGCCGCCGCAGCGCUACUUCUCAAGCACCGCGCACGUGGGCUUGGGCAGUGCUCGCGCUCGGAGUGACCGAUGGCGGCCCACCCUCUUCGAUGGGACCAGCGCCGCGCGCCCUGGCGACAACAGGACGCUUUUCAAGCACGAGUACGUCGGGACUGGUGGCAACUGCAGCAUCUCGCGAUGCAGCGAUGGUGCGCCGCUGCCUGUUGCGCCGCCGCUCGAGGCGGCUCGCUCGGCUGUGCGGGCCAGGCGUGUGGAGGCGCGCUCGCACGCGCCCGCCGUGGUGGCCUGCCCGCAGGAACCCAGUGCCGAGGCAGCGCCGGAGGCAGCGCUGGAGGUGGAGGUACCACCCUGGCCAUCCUUCUGGGCCACGUCGCCUCCUGGCUUGGAGGAUGUGGUCGCUAGCGAGGCUGGCCAGAAGCUGCCCUGGGCGCAGUGCGACGUUGUUGCAGGCACUGGCAGGGUGUCGCUGGCGUGCCGCAGCAGCGGCGGCGAGGCAGCUCAGGAGCUGUCGCUGGCGGAGCAGCUCCGGGCCCUCCUGGCGCCCGACCGCGCCUACGUGCAGCUGGCAGUCCUACGCGGCCUUGGCGGCGGCGACGGGGGCCUUGCCGCACUGGAGGCGCUGGCGGCGCAGCCAGGCCUGGCGCAGGCCUUGAGGGCAGCAGCGGCCACCUGCGCUUCUGGCGAGGACGCACACAGCGCUCCAUCCUUUCGCGUGACGUGCCGGCGCUCCGGCCGGCGCACGCUGGGCUCCGAUGAGGCCGCGGCGGCGCUUGCGUCCGGCAUCUGCGCCAGCCUCGGCUGGCGGCCGCUGCUGCAGGAGUUCGACCUGGAGGUCGUGCUGUGGUUGCAACCAGAGCGGUCGCUGCUCGGGAUGGGCCUCAACGCCCGCGGCCGUGGCUCGCCGCGCGGUGCGCUGCCGCCAGGGCGCCAGGCGACGCUGGAGCAGCUGCGGCCGAGCCUCGCGUACGCACUUCUGGCGAAGUGCAUGGCAGGCACGCCUGCCAGAGCGGAGAUCCUGCUCGACCCUAUGUGCGGCUCCAACACGGUGGCGGAGGUGGCAUCGCACAGCGAGUUCGGGAAGCGGCUCUUCUGCUUGUGCGGCGACCUGGCCGAGACUGCGGUCAUAGCUGCACAGAGGAAUCUGGAGCGACUGCCCCUGGACGGCAGAGCCCGGAUCGACCUCCUUCGCUGGGACAGCCGCCGGUUGCCACUGCGCCGCUUCUGCGCAGACCGCAUCGUGGCACAUCCGCCCGCAGGGAAGUUCCUGGGGGCCGCGCCCGCUGCCAGGCUCUACCGCGCCGCACUCGCCGAAUUCCGCCGCGUGCUCGCUCCCCGCGGUCGGGGCCAGAGCGCGGAGGCGGCGGCGCGCCUGGCGCUGCUGGCCGCGGAUCGCGCGCCGGCGAAGGGUGCGUUGAAGGCUGGAGCGGCCGGGGCCGCGGCAGACUGCGAAUUCGCUCUGGGCAGCGAUCUGGGCAUCGUGUGGGCGCAGCUGGGCGAGGUGGCGCUGCCCUACGAGGGUGGUGACACCACGCUCUUCCUGCUGGGCACGCGCGUGAAGCCACUGCGGCCCGCGACUCCCCAGAAGAAAUUCGACGUUGCCCAGUGA
Prorocentrum cordatum is the source of this 3192-nucleotide messenger RNA. Lineage: Eukaryota; Dinophyceae; Prorocentrales; Prorocentraceae. The record is from the annotation of a GenBank genome assembly.